Messenger RNA from Microthlaspi erraticum, 246 nucleotides. NCBI's taxonomy places the organism in Eukaryota, Viridiplantae, Streptophyta, Magnoliopsida, Brassicales, Brassicaceae. The record is from the annotation of a GenBank genome assembly.
AUGGCCGUCUACCAUCUCCAGACCACGACCUGCCUCCCAGUUCUUUGGGGGGCACUGAGGUCUUUUGGAGCAUUCUGGAGCAUAUGGGACAUGAGGAGCAUGGAGGGACUUGGCACAUGGAGCAGCUCAACUGGAUACGCAAAGGAAGAAGGGAGAAGCCAUCUUGAAGACCAGCUCGACCGUCUACUCGACCAACCGGUCGAGUUCCUCAACUCGACCGGCCAAGCUUCAACUCGAUCGAGCUGA